UGGCAGACCAUUCACCCUCCGUGGGCAUUGCAUCCGGCAGUAAAUUCUCUUCUCAAGUUAACGGUUUUUCUAGUGGGUCCAAUUGGCAACCGAAUCGGAUUGCGUGCCAUUUGCUCUACUGCUCUACAUUCAUUACGUUUCUGUGUAUAUGUACGCAUCCCUUCCCAUCCACCUCCAAGCUCUCCAACAUCUCCCGCUCUCCAUAUCAACAUUUCUUCUCUCUGCACUCUGUUCUUGUGAUCUCCGUUUGUAGAUCCGACAUCCUCUCUGUAAGACUCUCCAAUGGCUGCCGCAGAUUCCGAUAAGCUCUCCAAGCUCCAAUCUCAUGUGGCAGGACUCUCUCAGAUCAGUGAAAACGAGAAAUCCGGAUUCAUGAACCUCGUCUCCCGCUACCUCAGUGGUGAAGCGCAACAUGUUGAAUGGAGUAAGAUCCAAACUCCUACCGACAAGGUGGUGGUUCCUUAUGAUAGCUUGGUACCCUUAUCUGAAGAUCCUUCCGAAACUAAGAAGAUUUUGGACAAACUUGUUGUGCUAAAGCUAAAUGGAGGCUUGGGAACAACAAUGGGCUGUACUGGUCCUAAGUCUGUAAUUGAAGUUCGUAAUGGAUUGACAUUCCUAGACUUAAUUGUUAUCCAGAUUGAGUCCUUGAACUCCAAGUACGGAUGCAAUGUUCCCCUGCUACUGAUGAACUCAUUUAACACUCAUGAUGAUACACAAAAGAUUAUUGAAAAAUAUGCUUCAUCAAAUAUUAAGAUCCAUACAUUUAACCAGAGUCAGUAUCCUCGUUUGGUUGUUGAAGAUUUUGUGCCAUUGCCAUGCAAAGGAAAUAGUGGCAAGGAUGGAUGGUAUCCUCCCGGCCAUGGUGAUGUGUUCUCAUCAUUGAAGAACAGUGGCAAGCUUGAUGAAUUAUUGUCACAGGGAAAGGAAUAUGUCUUUGUUGCCAACUCAGAUAACUUGGGUGCUAUUGUUGAUCUCAAAAUCUUAAGUCAUUUGAUCCAGAACAAGAAUGAGUACUGUAUGGAGGUGACACCCAAAACGUUGGCUGAUGUGAAAGGUGGUACCCUGAUUUCCUAUGAAGGGAAAGUUCAGCUUCUGGAAAUUGCCCAAGUUCCUGAUGAACAUGUCAACGAGUUCAAGUCAAUUGAGAAGUUCAAAAUUUUCAAUACCAACAACUUGUGGGUCAACUUGAAUGCAAUUAAAAGACUAGUUGAAGCAAAUGCACUGAAGAUGGAGAUCAUUCCAAACCCCAAGUUCUUUGAGCAUGCAAUUGGUAUUAAUGUCCCUCGAUCUCGAUUCCUUCCAGUUAAAGCAAGUUCAGAUUUGCUUCUUGUUCAGUCUGACCUCUACACCUUGAAUGAGGGCUUUGUGAUCCGAAACCAAGCUAGGGAAAAUCCUGCAAAUCCUGCAAUCGAACUGGGACCUGAAUUUAAGAAGGUUGCCAACUUCUUAGGUCAUUUUAAGUCCAUCCCAAGUAUCAUUGACCUUGACACCUUAAAGGUGACUGGUGAUGUGUGGUUUGGUUCCGGUGUUACUCUCAAGGGAAAGGUAACCAUUGCUGCAAAGCCUGGAGAGAAGUUGGAAAUCCCUGACGGAGCUGUAAUUGAGAAUAAGGAGAUCAAUGGUCCCGGGGAUAUCUGAAACUGGUUCACAUUGUACAAGCCUUGAAUUCUCUUGAAGGUUGAGUGGCGUAUUAUUAUUUUUGCGGUGUAGGAUUUAGUUAUCGAAAUAAAUGCACAAUUUUGUUUCCUCUCAAUGAUAAUUAGAAUGGCAUUCCGUUCUCCACUUUUCUCCUAAUUUUUAUAAUAGUCC
Messenger RNA from Diospyros lotus (date-plum), 1809 nucleotides. RefSeq names its product UTP--glucose-1-phosphate uridylyltransferase. NCBI's taxonomy places the organism in Eukaryota, Viridiplantae, Streptophyta, Magnoliopsida, Ericales, Ebenaceae. Gene Ontology annotation, biological process: UDP-alpha-D-glucose metabolic process; glycogen metabolic process. Gene Ontology annotation, cellular component: cytoplasm. The transcript has 20 exons. Gene Ontology annotation, molecular function: UTP:glucose-1-phosphate uridylyltransferase activity. The record is from RefSeq and is a predicted model, not a curated record. The coding region runs from base 283 to 1638 and encodes 451 amino acids.